This is a messenger RNA of Neurospora hispaniola, 3327 nucleotides long. RefSeq lists its product as uncharacterized. The coding region runs from base 1 to 3267 and encodes 1088 amino acids. NCBI's taxonomy places the organism in Eukaryota, Fungi, Ascomycota, Sordariomycetes, Sordariales, Sordariaceae. The record is from RefSeq and is a predicted model, not a curated record. The transcript is spliced from 4 exons.
AUGUCUGCCCAAGCCAAUAUCAUCGCGCCAGCGGAAAAUUCACCCGAACCAACGGAGAUGGCAGGCUAUUAUUCCCCAUAUCGUACCGGCCAUGCUAUGGGUGACUGGACGGAUCUCCAUAUGAAUGUCCGUCCCGAGUCUGGCGACUCUGUAAGAAUGGACGCAUUUGCAGCCCUUCAGUUGAUUACCAAGGUAGCCUAUACCGUCCAGAUGUUCGAUGAACUCCAGCCAUACCUAGUGUUCCAGGAUCGAACCGCAGCCAAAUACCACGACUCUUUUGAUACAAUGUGUGAGUAUCUCCUUCUUUGCCAUUUACGAAAGGUCUACGAGGCAACGCCGAAAGUAGCGUCAAUACAAGUGUUGCAUAGCAAAAUACUUGCAUACUCGAUGGUACUACGGGAUACGUACGAGUCUUUGGUAAAAACCAGGAACCCGGACUCACAAGAGACGAAGCCAAAACUGCAGCAAUUGCAUAAAAUACUUGAAGUGAUCCUGGAGCCCAGCUUUCUCCGAACAAUAUGUUCCGAACAAGAAGCAGCUUUUCUUCGCAACUGCAGCCACUUUACCUCUGGUUACCUGCCUCAUGAGGAUAUCGAACAAAACGUGUGUAACCUGGUAGUCGCUCUUCACGAUGAUGGUGAAGCUGGACUAAGACGUGAGCCGAACAAAAUCCUCGGCCUUUUGCCCGAGUUACCAGAUGGGCUGUUACCUCAUAUCCGGAUGUCCCGUCCCAGAUACAAUGACAAAUUUUGGGAUUUUAGGGAAAGUUAUGUGUACCGGCCUCCAAUUGGCGUUCUUCGAUCUCAUAUUUUGAACAGCUUGAAACUCAGCCCCAAGCGAGGCGGUCGGUAUCAUCGCAUUCGGAAACCCAGUAUGAAGAGCGGUGCGCUUCGAUGGAUACUGGCAACUGACAACGACGGAAGCACUGAACCGGAGGAUGGACGUAGGAUCUUCAUAAACUGGCUUCAAGCUAUUCCGGAGAACAGCACAGAAAACGCCACGGCCCAGAAAAAUCUUUUCUGGAUUUCUGGUCAUCCUGGUGUUGGUAAAAGCGUUUUGAUGAGGCUGAUCGUUGAUACGGUUCUUCGCAACCGUUCUAUUCUCAAGCCCAUCGGAAAUACAGAAGAUCGGGACCCAAUUGUACUCUUCUACUUCUACCAAGACCGACAAGAUCCGUUCUACAACACUCAUCGGUACAUGCUCAACGAUCUGCUUCUCCAACUCUUCGAGCAAGAGCCAUUGGUGCUUGAUAGUAUCUUCAUGCAAAGGUGGUACAAACUACUGGGCAUGAGCGAUGUGGAUGUUCCUCUACCCAGCUACAUCCCUCGAGAGGCAUGGAAGGACAACUUCAUUCCCACGGAAAACUCGCAUUGGUCAACCAAGUGGUUGGAGGAAUACUUCAUUGCGGCGUUGACCGGGUUAGAUUCGUUCAGACCGGUUUACAUAUUCUUAGAUGGACCAUCAGGUUUCAGAACGCAGACCUGGGAGGAUAACAACGCGGACUAUUUCCACUUCACAAAGUUCAUUGAGAAAGUUCGCAACAUCCAACCUUGGCACAAAAUCAAAGACGGAGAACAAGCCGGGGGUAAUACAGCUGCCAUGUCCGUAACGAAUUCGAUCAAAAUCAUCGUAGCGAGCAGACCGGAAAAAGACUUCCACGACUUCCAGCUUCCUCGCAAAGUCAUCAAAUCUGGGUCAGUCAUGACAGUUGGAGUGGAAGCCCCGAUGCUUCGUGUCCAGGACAUCAACGGCAAUGACAUGAAAUUUAUCUGCCGCUACAGGUUCGGCAUGUUGGAGAAAGGUUACAGCACGAAGACCCCGAGAUGGCGUCAGAAGAGAAUGGAAGAGAUGGUGGAAGAAAUUGUGAGGGAAGCCAACGGGUGUUACCAAGUGUUACAAGACGCUUUGGAUCGUCAUUCCCAGACCAAGUUUGAUGAAGAUGGAGAAGAAGUGCCGUCUUGUUGGUCCUCCUGUUUUCCAUGCUAUGACAGCAAAAAGAAUUUGUGCUACGAUCAAGAACUGGAACUCGGAAAACUUCACGAACGCGAUGCCCUUCUGGUCCGGGACAGAACUGAUGCUGACGUCCAUCUACCGAGAUCAUUCAGGCUCUACAGCUCCAUGCUCUCUCAAAUCUGUUGGGUCAACCAACUCAACGACUCCCGCGACAUCUCAUACUAUCUCAACCUUAUCCUCGCCCACAACCACUCCUAUCGUUUCACCUCGGUCCGUUUGAAAAAUCGGCCCCUGUCCCUCCUUGAAGUUGUUCUGGCUGAGGGAAACAAACUGCCUCUCUACCCCUCAACAGAAACAGUUGACCGUCUCUGGCAAAAUUGCCAACUAACAGCCAACAAACUCAACAAGGACCUAUACCCCUUCGUCGUGCUGAAGGAUAUGGAACCUCAACACCAAGUCUUGCCUCCCAAAAGCUUAAAGUCAGGGAAUGGCAAGACCAAAUACGAGCAAAACGACUACGCCGACCUCAUCCCCUUCGCCAACCGCGCCAUUGUUCCCAUCCAUCCGCGUUUCAUAGAUUUCCUCGUCUCCAUGCCCGAAGGCAUCGAGCUCCUCAACCGAGACUGUGGUUGUAACAAUGACCAGUUCACCCCCAAUGAGGAUGGCAAGUUAGUCUGCCAAUGUACCUCCUCAGACCGCCUGCAAUGGCACGAAAAACGAAUCAAACGAUUACUCUGCGCUUCCCUCUUCGAACACCGCUUCUUGCUUCCUACCCUACAAGACAUAAGGCCAGUCUACAAAAAACACGUUCGACUGAUUGAGUCCUCAAAGGAACUUUGUCACUUGGCGGAUUUGGUAGAAGGGGAUGAUCCUAUCGUGCAUCUCCGUGUGGUUCCGCGUCCGGGUCCGGCCCCUUCCGCCUCUCUUCCACCUACACAAUCUACACCUUCUGCUUCCACCUCCUGGGACAUGGAAGGAAGCUGGGGUGGAUCUGGAAGGAAAAGAAGUUGGUUUCCUCGGGAAUGGGUGGAAGAAUUCUCGAUGAAGGAGCCGAAGGGGCUGUGGGGGAGGUUUUCGGAGAUGUUUACCUCUGGCAAAACGCAGACACCGAGUAUUGAACUGCAGAACCAGGAGGCGCGGAAGAUGGUAGCGGAUAAUUCCUAUAUGAAGAAGGAGAAAAUCACUGGGAACACUAAUUCUAGGAACACGGAGAUGGAAGGGCGGGGCGAUGAGGUGUUGAAUGUACCUGUAGAUAACCGUCCUCCUCCACCGCACUGCCUAUCAAGCCCGAGUGAAAGAAGGGGUAGUGAAUAGGGAGAGUGACGGAAGAAGGGAUAUAGCUGCCCCUGGUGAUGCUAUGCUGGAUGAUCAGAC